Messenger RNA from Rhea pennata, 4115 nucleotides. It is a transcript of the gene FBF1, whose product is annotated as Fas binding factor 1. The record is from RefSeq and is a predicted model, not a curated record. The transcript has 32 exons. NCBI's taxonomy places the organism in Eukaryota, Metazoa, Chordata, Aves, Rheiformes, Rheidae. Gene Ontology annotation, biological process: establishment of epithelial cell polarity; cilium assembly. Gene Ontology annotation, cellular component: ciliary transition fiber; ciliary basal body; centriole. The coding region runs from base 522 to 4010 and encodes 1162 amino acids.
CAGCCUUUGGAGUGGGGCUGGCUGACUCUUUGCUGUGUAUCCAGCUUUGCUUCCGGAAACUCCCGGAGAAACGGAAACUCCGUGGCAGGAGCAGCAGAGGCGCCCGCUCCCCGCGGGGACCGGCUGCCGCUGGGAGCGGUAGUUCCCGUCCCGUCGCAUCCCUGCCUCCGGGCCACCGCGCUUCCCAGGGCUCUGCGCGGGGACGGGCUUGCCGGGCGGGAUGAGCCGCGGUGAGAGCCGUGGCCUCCGGGGACGUGGGACGCUGCGGGCAGGGGUCCGGGAUGCUGCGGUGAGGGAUGGCCCGGGCAUGGCCCAGGGAUGCUGUGGGCGCCGUGGCAACAGGCUGUGGAAGUGGGGAGCAGGAGGCUGCGGCGGCGCUCGGCUCAGCAGGAAAGGGAAAUCCGUAACAGCGGAUCGGUCACCCGUCCUCGCCGGCGAGUAGGAGGUUCCCGGGCCGGGGAGCAGCGGCGUUGAGCCCCUGCGCCGCGCCGGCGGGGCGCGGGAAGGCCUGGAGGCCUCCGAUGGCUGCAAAAUCCAGGAAAGGUCUAAGAGGCUCCGUCGACGACGUGCUGGGCGACCUCCUCGGAUACGACGAUGAAACCCCGGUUAAACCUGCCAGAGCUUCCCAGCUGGCCGGGGGCAGCGGUGGGAGAGCCAGGGGCACCGGCUCCCCUGCCGGCAAGAAGUCCUUCCUGGAGGAUGAUUUCUUCACCAAACUCCCUGCCGAGGACAUUGAAGCUGCAGAGGGAUCCGAUGUCUCAGACGCCGACCCGCAGGCUGUGCUGCAAACCCUGAAGGACAUGGAUGACAUGGAAGCGGAUCUCCUGGGAAUAUCAAAACCCAGUUCAGGGCCAGGGAAAAUGCCUGUGAAAGGCCCUGAGAAAGGCAACCCUGUGGGAGCAGUAAAAACUGCAGGGAAGCUGCUAAUUCCUGAGAAGAAAGGGGAGUCCACACCUGCGAUGGAGAAGAAGCCACUCUCAUCUCCCCCUGCUUCCCGGCAGUACAAGAAGUUUAACCUUGAAGAUUUAGAUGAUCCUUUGGCAGGGCUUUUAUCUAAUGAAGAACAAAAUGCUCCCAAGAAGCCAGCCCCAUCCAGCACUGAAAAUAGCUCUGUGAAAAAACUAGAACUGAGCAAAGAGAAAGAGGUGCCGGCACCCCAGCCGCCUCGGCACACCACAGGCCCUGGCCGCAGGAGGGAGGAGCUCACAUUUGAGGAUGAUGGCGAUGACCUGAUGGACGCACUGGGAUUUGGCGAUGGCCCAAAAGGAGACCCAAAGCAGGGCAGGAAGGGAAACAAGGACGAGCUCCGUCCAGCCCGCUCCAAGCUGGACGAGUUACUAGGACGGGGCUCCGCAGCCAAAGCUCUGGAGCGGCCAGGCACAGGAGAGCGCAGGGAGUUCAAGCUGGAUACGAAAUACCAAAAGCAGCCAGAGAAGGAAGAGCCUGGGGACGAGGAGGACUUCGUGUUCGGGGCGUACCAGCCCACGGUGGCCUCGGCGCCUGAGGGCCGGCCGGCGCGGAGGCAGCCCGCAAGCAGGUUUUCGGCCGAGAGCAGCGGUGAAUCGAAGCCGGACCCACGCGUCAAGCCCCCUCCUCCUCCAACCGGCAGGAGCCCCACGCGGGGCAGCAGGGCAGGCGGCAACUGGCUGGGCUUGAAAGACGAGGAUUUUCUGGACUCGGACCCUCCGUCUCCAGCGCAGGCCGAUGCCGCGGGGAGCUGCCCGAGCCCCGCCGUGGCCAGGCGGCCUGACCCCGCUAGCCAGCUCCUGGCUGCGGAGGAGCCCGCAGCCAAACCCAACGUGCUGGAGGAGGACAACUGGCUGAGCACCGCCUUGUCUCGCAAGAAAGCCCAGGCGCAGGUGAAGGUGCAGGAGAGAGGUGCUGAGACCUCGGAGAUGCUGGACAAAGGGCUGGAUCUUCACCCGGCCACCAGCCAGCCAGCCACCUCCGCAGGCGCAGCGCCGCAGGCAGCCGCUCUGCAGGACAAGAUGGCAAGGGCAGACAGCUCUGGGCACCCUGUUCCCCAGCUCAGCACCCCCAGGACAGCCCCAGCUCUCCCACCAGAGUCCAGAAAGGAAGAUUCCUCCAGAGACGCCAGCACCGUGGGUGCGUUUCAAGGGGCAGCUCCUGCAGCCUUAUUUCCAGGACAGCAGGAGAUGCCAGACCCUGCCUUGCUCUCUCAGGCUGCCAUCCCCAGGACACAUCUUCUAGCAGCACCACAGCUGCAGUCCUCUCUCUCCAUCCCACAGACCGAGCUGCUAGCCCUGGGCUCACUGCAUGUGAAGGGACCGGGGCCUCCUGCAGCCCAGCAGUCCGAGGAUGGGGCAGGCUGUCAGGUAGCGCUGCUCAGUGCCCAGGCCCGUGUGGCAGAGCUGGAAAGCCAGGUCCGGACAUUAGAGUUGGAGCGGACGCAGCAGAAGCUGUUGCUGGAGAGUCUCCAGCAGCGACACCAGGAGGACUUGAAUCUCCUCGAGAGUGCACACAGGAGCCGGGUGAAGGUGGUGGAGGAGACCUACAGGCAGCGUGAAGAGCGGCUGCAGCAGGAGAAGGAGCAGCUAGCGGCGCAGCUGGUGUCGCAGAGCCAGGCCGCGGAGCAGGCGCGCGCAGAGCUGCUGACGCGGCACCAGCAGCAGCUGGCGGCACUGGAGCAGCAGAACGCGCAGGAGCUGCAGCGCCUGCGGGAGCUGCAGAGGACAUCUGUUCAGGAGAUGCGCAAAGACCACGAAGAGCAGCUGCAGCGGCUGAAGAGGCUGAAAGACCAGGAGAUCGACGCUGUGACCAGCGCCACUUCACACACCAGAUCUCUAAAUGGCGUCAUCGAGCAGAUGGAGAAGUUCUCCAGUGACCUACACGACCUCUCACACCGGGUAGAGGCCACACACCACACCACCUCCCAGGAGCUGGCUGUGGGGGCCCAGCAGCGCGACAAGCAGCUCAAGUUGCUCCAGGACAGGCUGUCACAGCAGCAGAGGGACAUGGAGGAAGAGCGGAGCCGACUCCAGGAGGUUAUCGCUAAAAUGGAGGCAAGGCUGGGUGAGCAGACUCGGCUGCUGGAGCAGGAGCGGUGGAGGGCAACAGCAGAGCAAUCCAAGGUGGAAUCGCUGCAGCGCUCACUGGAGGAGCAGCGGAGAGUUAUGACCCAGCAGCUCUCCAUGGAGCGGGCAGAGCUGGAGAGGGCAAAGAGUGUGUUGCUGGAGGAGCAGAAGUCGGUGAUGCAGAAGUGCUCGGAGGAGCGCCGGAAGCUGUCGGCUGAGUGGGCCGAGUUUCACACCCGGCAGCAGCUGAGCAAGGAACGGCUGGAGCGCGACAUGGACUUGGCCCAGCAGAGGGACUCCCAGAGAGAGGGCACCAUCAUGAGCCUCGCCAAGGAGCAGGCAGAACUGAAGAUCCGGGCCAGUGAGCUGAAGGCCAGGGAGGAGCAGCUGGUGAGGGACAGAGAGUUGCUGGACCAGGCCUGGCAGGAGCUGAGGUUGGAGAAGGAGAAGGUGAACAGUGCUGCACUGCGCAUCCGGAACCGAGUAGAGGAGAUCGACACCAUGAGCAAGCUCUCAGCCCAGAAGUGCGAGGAAGGCGAGCGAGCGCUGCGGGAGGCCCGCAGGGUAGAGUCCGAGCACCAGGCCAGACUGCGGGUUGUGCAGCAGCACCUGGAGCAGCUGAAACAGCAGGAGCAGCGUCUGCACCAGGAGCGGCUCAGUAUGGCUCUCCAGAGAAGUCAGCUCCAGCAGCUACGUGAGGAGCUGCCGAGCAACCCCGUGGUCCAGGAUGUCAGCGCUCCUGCCAAGGUCCUCUCCGGCACACUCUGCUUUCCACCUCCCAUCACGACGUUCCCUAGGUACAACCCAGGCGGUAGCAGGGACAGCCUGGGCAUUACAGGCCCGUCAGAGCUCUACGCCAAACUGCUGCUCCUGAAGCACAGGGCUGAACAGGAUCGUGAUUUCUUGGAAGAUGAGCAGUUCUUCCUGGAGACCCUGAAGAAGGCAUCCUACAAUGCUUCAUCCCUGUCAGCCUGAAGGGAGGCAUCCCCACAUCUCCCCAAGGGACUGGCUACUAUCUGCCCUUGGGACAGGCUGCUCUGCCAGGCUCAUGGGGACAAAAUAAAAACAAGCAGUAAAUAA